GGUCGGAGGGUUGGCCUGCCUUACCACGUCUACAGCUCUGCGCCGAGUGCCCGCUCCACGUCCCCCCUUCUGUCUCACACAGGCACACGGUUUGGGGACACUGGGCCUGUUCGGGGAAACAUUUUACAAAGCUGCACAGAAACGGAGCGGAAGAUGAUCCGCCUCACAGUGAGGAUGAUUUCCCUCGCUUUUCUGGUUACUUUUGUGGCCUGUAACGCCCCACCGGUUCCGUUAGACGACAUCAUCAUAGAGAAGACUUCUAUCCCCGAGCGCUGCGACCGAGCCGUGAAGUCAGGAGACUUCGUCCGGUAUCAUUACCACGGCAUGUUUCCCGACGGCAAGAAGUUUGAUUCCAGUUAUGAUCGUGGCACCACUUACAAUGUGUAUGUUGGCCGAAGACAACUGAUUGCCGGGAUGGACAAAGCGUUACUGGGCAUGUGCGUGAACGAGAGACGACUUGUUAAAAUUCCUCCACAGCUUGCCUAUGGGAAGGACGGAUAUGGUGACAUCAUCCCCCCUGAUUCGAUCCUGCACUUUGAUGUGCUUUUGCUUGAUAUCUGGAACACAGAAGACAAGGUGCAGAUUCAGACUUACCACAUGCCAGAGAAGUGUGGCCGAACCGUUCAGGUCUCUGACUAUGUACGCUACCACUACAAUGGCACUCUGCUCGACGGCACACUCUUCGACUCUAGUUACACACGCAUGAGGACCUAUGAUACAUAUGUGGGGAUUGGCUGGCUGAUCGCUGGUAUGGACCAAGGACUUCUGGGAAUGUGCGUGGGAGAGAAACGCAUCAUCACUAUGCCGCCGUUCCUUGGCUAUGGAGAACAUGGAGAUGGAAGUGACAUCCCUGGUCAGGCUUCUCUAGUAUUUGAUGUGGUUCUGUUGGACCUUCAUAACCCAAAAGAUGAGAUUACAGUGGAGGUUCAAAGUCUGCCAGAUUCCUGCCAACGCAAGAGUAAGGAGGGAGAUUUCAUGCGCUACCACUAUAAUGGGACACUGCUCGAUGGAACCCUCUUUGACUCCAGCUACUCGAGGAAUCACACAUAUGAUACAUACAUUGGGAAAGGCUAUGUGAUUGCUGGGAUGGACCAGGGCCUUCUGGGUGUGUGUGUUGGAGAGCGCAGAAGGAUAACUAUCCCACCACAUCUGGCAUAUGGAGAAGAAGGAACAGGCACCAAGAUCCCUGGCUCUGCUGUGCUGGUGUUUGACGUCCAAAUCAUUGACUUCCACAACCCAUCUGACACGGUGCAGAUCAUCAGCGAGAAGCCAGAGAAGUGCAAUUACACCACCAAACGUGGUGACUUUGUGAAAUACCACUACAACGCUUCACUUAUGGAUGGCACUCAGAUUGAUGCUUCUUACAGGUAUGGGAGGACAUAUGAUGUGGUUCUGGGAGCAGGACAGGUGAUUCUAGGUAUGGAGCAGGCCCUGCUGGAAAUGUGUGUGGGGGAGAAACGCAAAGUAGUUGUACCUCCUCACCUGGGCUAUGGAGAAAGGGGAGUGGAUGGAGAAGUCCCUGGCAGUGCAGUGCUGAUGUUUGAUAUCGAGUUGAUAGGUGUUGAGGAGGGUCUUCCUGAAGGCUACAUGUUUAUAUGGAAUGAUGAAGUGUCACCUAAUCUCUUCAGUGAAAUGGACAAAAACAAGGACCUACAAGUGGACCUCACUGAGUUCUCAGACUACAUCCUGCUUCAAGUAGAAGAAGGCAAAGGUCGUCUGGCUCCUGGCUUUGACCCUCAGCGUAUCAUUGAGAACAUGUAUAACAACCAGGACCGCAAUAAGGAUGGACGGAUCACUGAGGACGAGUUUAAACUGAAGGCAGAAGAAGCAGCUGCUCAUGAUGAGUUAUGAUAGCACAUUCAGGGAUGAAAGGAAUGGGAUUGGAUGUGUGUCUGGAUAGUAAAGUUGGGGUGUGGGUGGGGGUGGGGUAAAUAAGAUGAUAUGCAUCAGCAGUGCAAAUAAUCAGUGCUGUUUGUAAUGAGUGUUGAUGUGUAUGUGAGAGAUGUUUGGACGUUUGAAUGGGUGUGCGUCUGUGUGUGAUUAUUUUAAAAACAUUUUCAGAGUGCCAAAAAUAUGUGUGAUCUUUUUAAAAAACUUCCCUUUAAUAAACACAUUCCAAACCCCA
This is a messenger RNA of Pangasianodon hypophthalmus (striped catfish), 2125 nucleotides long. RefSeq names its product FKBP prolyl isomerase 9 (gene fkbp9). The transcript is spliced from 10 exons. The record is from RefSeq and is a predicted model, not a curated record. Gene Ontology annotation, molecular function: peptidyl-prolyl cis-trans isomerase activity; calcium ion binding. Bases 154 to 1851 code for a protein of 565 amino acids. Lineage: Eukaryota; Metazoa; Chordata; Actinopteri; Siluriformes; Pangasiidae.